AUGGCUGCCCCCGCCCAGAAGUUCAAGGUCGCCGACAUCUCCCUGGCUGCCUUUGGCCGCCGCGAGAUCGAGCUCGCCGAGAUUGAGAUGCCCGGUCUCAUGUCCAUCCGCCGCAGAUAUGGUCCCGACCAGCCCCUCAAGGGUGCCCGUAUUGCCGGUUGCCUGCACAUGACCAUCCAGACUGCCGUCCUCAUCGAGACCCUCGUUGCCCUCGGUGCCGAGGUUACCUGGACCAGCUGCAACAUCUUCUCCACCCAGGACCACGCCGCUGCCGCCAUUGCCGCCGCCGGUGUCCCUGUCUUCGCCUGGAAGGGUGAGACCGAGGAGGAGUACAACUGGUGCUUGGACCAGCAGCUCUCCGCCUUCAAGGAUGGCAAGAAGCUCAACCUCAUCCUCGACGACGGUGGUGACCUGACCUCCCUCGUCCACGAGAAGUACCCCGAGCAGCUCAAGGACUGCUACGGUCUGUCCGAGGAGACCACCACUGGUGUCCACCACCUCUACCGCAUGCUCAAGGAGGGCAAGCUCCUUGUUCCCGCCAUCAACGUCAACGACUCCGUCACCAAGUCCAAGUUCGACAACCUGUACGGUUGCCGUGAGUCCCUCAUCGAUGGUAUCAAGCGCGCUACCGAUGUCAUGAUCGCCGGUAAGGUUGCCGUUGUCGCCGGUUACGGUGAUGUCGGCAAGGGCUGUGCCGAUGCUCUCCGCAGCAUGGGUGCCCGCGUCCUGGUCACCGAGAUCGACCCCAUCAACGCCCUCCAGGCUGCCGUCCAGGGCUACCAGGUCACCACCAUGGAGGAGGCUGCUCCCCAGGGUCAGAUCUUCGUCACCACCACUGGUUGCCGUGACAUCCUCGUUGGCCGUCACUUUGAGGUGAUGCGCAACGACGCCAUUGUUUGCAACAUCGGUCACUUCGACAUUGAGAUCGACGUUGCCUGGCUCAAGGCCAACGCCAAGUCGGUCCAGAACAUCAAGCCCCAGGUUGACCGCUACACCAUGGCCAACGGCCGCCACAUCAUCCUGUUGGCCGAGGGUCGUCUCGUCAACCUUGGCUGUGCCACCGGCCACUCUUCCUUCGUCAUGUCCUGCUCUUUCUCCAACCAGGUCCUUGCCCAGAUUGCUCUGUUCAAGGCCGAGGACGCCGAGUUCGGCAAGAAGUACGUCGAGUUCGGCACCACCGGCAAGAAGCCCGUCGGUGUCUACGUUCUCCCCAAGGCUCUCGAUGAGCAGGUCGCUCUCCAGCACUUGGAGCACGUCAACGCCAAGCUGUCUCAGCUCACCCCCGUCCAGGCUGAGUACCUUGGCUUGGAGGUCACUGGACCUUUCAAGGCUGACCACUACCGCUACUAA
Messenger RNA from Aspergillus niger, 1350 nucleotides. RefSeq lists its product as uncharacterized. Gene Ontology annotation, cellular component: cytosol. Bases 1 to 1350 code for a protein of 449 amino acids. Gene Ontology annotation, biological process: L-methionine cycle. Gene Ontology annotation, molecular function: adenosylhomocysteinase activity. NCBI's taxonomy places the organism in Eukaryota, Fungi, Ascomycota, Eurotiomycetes, Eurotiales, Aspergillaceae. The transcript has 6 exons. The record is from RefSeq and is a predicted model, not a curated record.